GAAAUGAAAUUCUAGAGCUGGCUAUUGGAAGAGAGAUCAAACCCUUUGCCUUGUCUUGUCCCAGAAAAGUAUGUGGAAGAAGUUCGUUUUUGGGUCCAGAGAAUGGAGCCGAUGAUGGGAAGGAUAUCCAUAGGGUGUGAAACCCUGACAGUUAGGAAUUAUUGAUUCCCCAUCACAUCUGCAGAAGAACUGCUGAAAAAAAAACAUGUCAAAGAAAGGACGAGGAAAGGGCGAAAAGCCUGAGGCACUAAUAGAUGCAUUACAAGCUGCCAAUGAGGAACUCCGGGCCAAGCUGACCGAUAUUCAGAUAGAGCUUCACCAGGAAAAGAGCAAGGUGAACAAGCUGGAAAGGGAAAAGGUGCAGGAAGUGAAACAAGUGCGAGAGCUGGAGCAGCAUAAGCACACGGUGCUCACCACUGACCUCAAGUCCAAACUUCAUGAAGAGAAAAUGAAGGAGCUGCAAACCGUACGGGAGAUCCUGCUGAAGCAGCACGAGCAGGAGCUUGCCCGUGCAAUCAAAAUUAAGGACAGCGAGAUCCAAAGGCUCCAGUCCACAGUGAAUGUAUUAAGGGAUGGGGCAGCUGACAAGGUCAAAACUGCCCUGCUCAAUGAAGCCAGAGAGGAGGCGCGGAAAGCGUUUGACAUCGAGCGCACGAAGCUGCAGCAGGAGAUAGUCGAGCUGAAGUCUGCCAAGAAGCAGGUGGAAGAAACCCUAAACAAUACUAUCCAGGCUGAUAAGAAGAAGGCUGCUGACCUUAGAAGCGCCUAUCAGUCACAUCAGGAUGAGAUAACUAGAAUAAAGAGAGAAUGCGAGAGAGAUAUCCGCAGGCUGAUGGAUGAGAUUAAAGGCAAAGACAGAGUCAUCCUUGCCCUGGAAAAGGACCUUGGUGUUCAAGCUGGCCACACCCAGAAGCUAAUUCUGCAGAAGGAAGCCCUUGAUGAGCAAUUAGUGCAGGUGAAAGAAGCAGAGCGCUACCAUAGCAGCCCCAAGCGAGAAUUUCCCACUGCUGGUGGGGACACCUCAGAACCAGCAGCCAAUCAUGAACCACAGCUGGAUGAAAGGGACGUGCGCCGUUUCCAGUUAAAGAUCGCUGAGCUGAAUGCUGUGAUUCGUAAACUGGAAGACAGAAAUACUCUGCUGGCAGAUGAAAGGAAUGAGCUGUUGAAACGUGUUCGAGAAACAGAGAGCCAGUUGAAACCACUGGUCGAGAAGAACAAGCGCCUAACUAAGAAGAACGAGGAUGUCAUGCAUUCCGUACAGAGGAUGGAAGAUAAGCUAAAAAAGCUGACCAGAGAACAUGCUGAAAUGAAGGAAAAGUUAUCGUCACAAGGACAGCUCAGACGACAUACUUCACUGAAUGAUCUGAGCCAAGAGCAAGAUGAGCAAGAAAUAGAGUUCUUGAGACUCCAGGUUGUAGAGCAGCAGCAUAUUAUUGAUGAUUUAACAAUGGAGCGGGAGAGAUUUUUACGUUCUAAGAAGUACAAAAGAAGAAGCACAAAGCCCCACAAGAGGCAUGUUGUAGAGACAUUUUUUGGAUUUGAUGAGGAAUCAGUAGAUUCCGAAACCUCUUCAUUAGCUUCGUGUACAACCGACAGGACGCCAGCAACUCCAGAAGAAGAUUUAGAUGAGGCCCUAAACAGGGAAGAGUCUGAACUGAGAUUCCGCCAGCUUACUCGAGAAUACCAGGCUCUCCAGAGAGCUUAUGCACUGCUUCAGGAACAAGUCGGUGGGACACUGGAUGUGGAGCGAGAAACCCGGACUCGUGAACAACUCCAAGCCGAUCUUCUUCGCUGUCAAGCUAAAAUUGAAGAUCUGGAAAAAUCACUUGCCGAGAAAGGGCAGGAUUCAAAAUGGGUGGAAGAUAAACAGUUACUUUUUAGAAGCAACCAGGAACUGGUUGAAAAGAUUCAUAAAUUGGAACUUGAAGAGCUCAGACUGCAGAAUGAGGUGCAAGAUGCAAAGGAUCAGAAUGAGCUGCUGGAGUUCAGAAUCUUGGAGCUUGAAGAGCGGGAGCGAAGGUCACCAGCUUACAACUUGCACAUGUCAGCGUUUUCUGAGAAUGGAAGUGCCCUUCAGCUUUAUUGUCAGCAGGAGGGCAUUAAGGAUGUGGUAAUUCCUGAUCUAAUGAAGAAACUUGAUAUCCUAGGAGAUAAUGGGAACCUGAGAAACGAAGAACAGGUUGCAGUAAUUCAAGCUCGUACUGUGCUUUCGCUCUGUGAGAAGUGGCUGAAACAGAUUGAAGGCACAGAGGCUGCUCUUCAUCAGAAGAUGUUGGACCUGGAGAAUGAAAAGGUACUGUUAUACGUACAGAAGGGCUACCUAGAAGAGGAGCUGGAUUACAGGAAACAAUCUCUGGACCAUGCCUACAUGCAAAUCCAGGAGCUGGAAGCCACGCUGUACAAUACCUUGCAGCAGUGCCCCGGAAACAGAGUAAGCGAGACACUGACUGAGAAACAAAAGGAAGAGUUGAAGUUGGCAGUUGAGAAGUGGCGACGUCAGGUUCUGAGACAAAGCCGGGAGUAUGAUGGUCAAAUCUUACAGGAGCGUAUGGAACUGCUGCAACAUGCUCAUCAGAGAAUUAGAGAACUGGAAGACAAGAUAGAAAUCCAGAAAAGGCAAAUCAAAGAAAUAGAAGAAAAGAUUACAAGAGAGAUCACAGAAGAUAAAGCUAAGCCAACAGAGCAAAUCUCAAAGUGUACAAAGCAACAAGAAUACAUUGAAGUGGAGGCAUUGACCAAAUUCCAAGCUUCUAUUAGAGACAAACGAGAACACAAGCAGAAAAUCGAUACAUGCACACAUGCUAAAUCCACGUUGGAAGAUUCCAUUCAAAUUUUUCAAAUGCAUAUCUGUUUAAUGAGGAGGAAGAUCAUUCUGACAACAAUUUGUUUUUAAACUACCAAGAAGUAUUAGAAGAAAAUUCAAAAUAG
Molecule: messenger RNA, 2928 nt
Organism: Pristis pectinata (smalltooth sawfish)
Lineage: Eukaryota; Metazoa; Chordata; Chondrichthyes; Rhinopristiformes; Pristidae
Product: janus kinase and microtubule-interacting protein 1-like
Molecular function (GO): GABA receptor binding; microtubule binding; kinase binding
Source: RefSeq, a predicted model, not a curated record